AGCUUUAACUUCUCUUUGUAUUAAUCUCUUCCUUUUUGCAAAUUUGCUUCUGAAUUUUCUCAUUCUCUAAUUCUUACACAGUUUGAUCUGCAUGUUGUACAUGGAUUCUCCUUCAUUUGUUAGCUUUUUCUUUGUGAUAUUUCUGAGUGUUCUUUGCAUAUCUCAAGCGUAUACAUUCUAUGCUGGUGGCAAAGAAGGCUGGGUUUUAAAACCUUCUGAAUCAUAUAGUCAUUGGGCUGAAAGAAACCGUUUCCAAGUUAAUGACACUAUUGUAUUCAAGUACAAAAAAGGGUCAGAUUCAGUACUGGUGGUACACAAAGAUGAUUACUUCAAAUGCAAAAAGGAUAAGCCAAUCCAUAAGCUAAAGAAUGGUAAAUCAAAAUUGAAGUUUACAAGGUCAGGUGCAUUCUACUUCAUCAGUGGAAAAGAUGAUAACUGUGAGAAAGGCCAGAAGCUUCUAGUUGUUGUGUUAUCUCCCAAUCACAACCGCCAUAAAUCUCCAUCCCCAGCCACCCAAAAGCCGUCGAGUUCUCCCGUUACCACUCCAACUCAGCCGCCGGAAGAUAUUCCUUCCGUCGUUGCACCGUCGCCGCAAUCCAUUUCACCAGCUCCGGCUCCUACGAAAUCGGCUGCAGUGGUUGUUGGUUCAAGUGGUUUGGUUUGGGUGUUUAGUUUGAUCAUGGCUACUGUUUUUAUGUAAUUUGAUUUAAUUCGUUGUGUCUAGUUCUGUUUUUAAUGGAUGUUUUUAACUCUAUAGAUAUUUCUCUUGCUUUAUUACAUUAAGAGUACCCUAAGAAUUGGAAACGUGCGCUUUUUGUUGCCAAGGAUUUAUCCAUAAGGUGGAAGGUAGUCCAUUAAGAUCGUUUAUUAAGCAUUAAUAAGUGUGUUAA
Molecule: messenger RNA, 890 nt
Organism: Nicotiana tabacum (common tobacco)
Lineage: Eukaryota; Viridiplantae; Streptophyta; Magnoliopsida; Solanales; Solanaceae
Product: early nodulin-like protein 3
Cellular component (GO): plasma membrane
Molecular function (GO): electron transfer activity
Source: RefSeq, a predicted model, not a curated record